This is a messenger RNA of Colletotrichum karsti, 2898 nucleotides long. RefSeq names its product nonselective cation channel. Lineage: Eukaryota; Fungi; Ascomycota; Sordariomycetes; Glomerellales; Glomerellaceae. The record is from RefSeq and is a predicted model, not a curated record. The coding region runs from base 1 to 2898 and encodes 965 amino acids. Gene Ontology annotation, biological process: cell wall modification. The transcript has 5 exons. Gene Ontology annotation, molecular function: pectinesterase activity.
AUGGAACAAGCCGAAGGUCCCCGGACCCCGGAUCUCAUCGACUGGUCUCGACCAUUAUCACCAUGGGGUGAUGGAGAUGCAGAGGCGCCUGGCGCCAGCGGCAUCGACCCUGAUUUAGAAGCAGAGAGGCAUAUUUCUGCGAGUGCUACAGGUAGCAUUAGUACGGAAAUACCGCCUUCUGUGUACUUCACGAUUCAUCGAAUCCGACGUCUCAUUCUCGCAAGUAUAGAUGACCCGUACACGUUGGAUCAACUCCGAGAGCCACGGAUGAACUCACUCGUAGUGCGUCCACUGGUUGACCGCUUGUAUGAUCCCGAUGACCCGACAAUAGUUUACUGUCUGCUUGCAAAUCGCAUCCAGUUUCUGAGACAACACACAAGCACUGCUCACCAGACUGUGAACGUCUCUCGCGCAGCCCUUUGUGAGCUUGUUGCCAGUCGUGUGUUGCGUCGAUACCAUGAAGAUCACCCGGGCCAGAUUGGCCUUCUGAUUCUGGCCCACAUCCUGGUUGAGGGCUUCGAUCCCUUUCAGGGUGCUCCCGAAGAGGUGGAAAGCGAAUGCCGCCAGCUCCAGUGGCCGAUUCAACGACGUGAUGGUCAUGAGAGAAAGCUUACGGCGCUCGAACUGGCGAUUAUUUCAGAAAGCAAAGUCUUCCUCAGCUCUUCGGCAUGUCAACGGCUAGUCGAUGCCGUUUACCAAGGUGUCGUAACGUAUACGCCUCUCUCUUUCGUCGACAUCUUACCGGAUCAUUACGAGUUCAUUUCCGUGUCACUCUACGAGCCACAUCGGGCACCGAUACUCGACGAAAGGCGGAUGAUCGUUCCCUGGAUCAGACGAGUGACGGAGUUUUGUCAGUUUCUCACCCUUGUGGCCUUAUACAUGAUGACAAUGGUGAACCGGAGCAGCCCAAGUCUGAGCGCAUGGGAAUGUUUCUUCGCCGUCUACACUGCUGGAUGGACUCUUAAUGAGUUUGCCGCAAUCAUCGAACAUGGAUGGGCGGUUCACUCACAGACUCUUUGGUCGUUUCUCGACAUUACGUUCUGCUUCAUCUUCAGCUGCUACGUCUUCGCCCGAAUCUACGAUGUUCUUGGGUACGGAGGGGUCAUUGCGGAUGGAUACGGCGUACAUAUCCUGUGUGUCGCAGCUCCGGUACUGCUCACCAGGGUGGCCUUCACUAUCAUGCCUGACAAUAUCGUAUUUAUAGCGAUGCAUGCCAUGAUGAAGGACUUCACCCUCCUCACAUUCAUCGCGAUCUGGUGUUUCGCAGGCUUCCUCCUUGCACUGCAAUGGCUUAUAGGUAGCAACGCUGCAACCUCAGGAGCCGGCGACAAGACACCUCUGACAUGGUUCGAGACCUGCAAAUGGCUGAUCUGGACUUGGUUCGGACUCGACGGAACUGGCAUCGAUCGAUCGUCUGAUUUCCACCCAAUUCUUGGCCCUGCUCUGAUGAUUGCCUUUGCAUUUCUGGGCAACAUACUCUUCUUGACUCUGCUGGUUGCACUGUUGAGUAACACAUUCUCCAAGAUUAUCGCAGAUGCACCGGCCGAGAUUCAAUUUCGACGCGCAGUCAUCACUUUCGCAGGGGUGAAAAGCGACUCGAUUUUCGCAUACCCGCCGCCAUUCAACCUAUUAGCACUCGCAGUUCUGCUACCACUCAAAUCUGCCUUGUCUUCUCGAUCUUUCCACAGCCUCAACGUCACACUCAUUCGCGCCCUCAAUGCACCGGCAUUGCUCCUCAUCAGCGCACUAGAACGGCAGAGAAUCGCUCACCCCCGACGAGCGCGCUCACAAUCGGUCUUACAUUGGAACUUUAGCGGCUUCAACCCUCACGGCGAUAUUCAAGCGGUCUUCAAAGCUGAACCUCCGCCGGCAGUCGAACCGUCUUUGGCCGCUGCUGUCCCUCUGGAAGUGGGUGUUAGUGUCGAUGAGGCAGAUGCUCGCAAAUGUGGCGGCAAAUUCGCAGAGACUCGCCCUCCCAGACACUCUCUGGUCGUUGAUGGUUCUGGCAAAGAGCCCGAUAGCUUUCCCACCAUCAACAAGGCCAUCGCGGCCUUGAAGAAUACUACAGAAGAGCAAACCGUGUUCGUGUUCCCUGGCACGUACACCGAGCAGGUCUACAUCCCCAACCAUGCGGGCCCAAUCACUAUUCAGGGUUACACAUGCGAUACUCGCUCAUACAAAGCCAACCAGGCCACUUUGACGGGCAACCUGUCUCGUCAAGUGGCCAACCUGACCAGCAACGACCAAACGGCCACCCUACGCAUCUGGUCAGACAACAUGAAGAUCUACAACCUCAACAUCGCCAACACCUUUGGACAAGCUGACAAAAACGGCCAAGCUCUCGCCGUCAGCGCGCAGAAGACGAACUUGGGCUUCUACGGCUGCAAGUUUACCGGAUACCAAGACACCAUCUACGCCAACGAAGGACGUCAAAUCUACGCCAAAUCCUACAUCAACGGCGCGGUUGACUUCGUCUUCGGCCUCAGGGCCUCCGCGUGGUUUGAGACAUGCGACAUCGAGACGAUAGGCACUGGUUACAUCACCGCCAACGGCCGCGAGGCCGCCAACAACACCUCGUUCUACGUCUUCAACAAUGCCAAGGUCAACGGUACCAGCGGCAAGGCAUCCACCUUCUUGGGUCGCCCGUGGAGACAGUUCUCGAGAGUCGUCUUCCAGAACAGUGAGCUCGGCGAUGUUGUGAAGCCGGCGGGUUGGUCGAUCUGGGACAAGACGCAGAGCACCGAUAAUGUUUUCUACAAGGAGUUCAACAACAAGGGACCUGGAGCUGCCGGUCCAAGAGCCAACUUCAGCUCUGCGCUUGACAAACCUAUCAGCCCGGUGACUGUAUUGGGCAAGGGAUUUGAGAAGGAGUGGUGGGUUGAUCCGAGCUACUUGUAA